Mucor mucedo is the source of this 1221-nucleotide messenger RNA. RefSeq names its product rhizopuspepsin 6 precursor. Lineage: Eukaryota; Fungi; Mucoromycota; Mucoromycetes; Mucorales; Mucoraceae. Gene Ontology annotation, molecular function: aspartic-type endopeptidase activity. The record is from RefSeq and is a predicted model, not a curated record. Gene Ontology annotation, biological process: proteolysis. Bases 1 to 1221 code for a protein of 406 amino acids. The transcript is spliced from 2 exons.
AUGAAAUAUACUUUGGUCUCAUCCUGUGUUGCCCUUGUCCUUUUGACUUUUGGAGGAGUCGAUGCUUAUCCUAGAAACAGACAAACAAAGCCAACUAAACAACCGACUCUUUCAGUCUCCUUAAAGGCAAACGCAGACUACACACCUAACGUCAGAGCAUCUCUUGCUAAAGCCGUCGCCAAGUUCACCAAACACAGUGAACGUCCUGUCAGCAAUGCAGGUGAUUCAUCCGGUACAGUGUCGAUCGGUGUUGUUCCUGUAGUAGAUUAUGGUCAUGAUAUCAUGUACUACGGUAUCAUUUCCAUUGGUAAUCCUCCUGUAGAUUUCAAGAUCAAUUUCGAUACCGGUUCUUCAGAUUUAUGGAUUGCUUCUACCAUGUGCUCUUCAUGUACUACUCAAACUCUCUAUAACUCUACUCAAUCCAAGACUUAUGUUAAAGACGGUCGUCCCUGGAGCAUCUAUUAUGGUGAUGGAUCCAACGCCUCCGGUGUUUUAGCUCAAGAUACUGUGGUCAUUGGUAAUAUUACUAUUGCCAACCAAACCAUUGAAUUAGCCCAACAAGAGUCCAGUUCAUUUGCGCAUGGUGUUACAGAUGGUCUUCUCGGUCUUGGUUUUGGUUCUAUCACAACCGUAGAUGGCAUCAAGACUCCCUUUGAGAACAUGAUCAGCCAAGGCUUGGUCGACUCUCCUGUCUUUGGUGUUUAUCUUGGUAAGGCCAGCAAAAAAGGUGGGGGUGAAUACACGUUUGGUGGUUCCAAUCCUAGUAAAUACAAUGGUACUUUACAUACUGUCCCUGUCAAUAGCUCUCGAGGUUACUGGGGUGUAGAUAUUUCCAAUGUCAAGGUCGGCAAUACUUCUGUUGCCAGCGGUUUUGAUGGUAUUCUUGAUACGGGUACUACACUUUUGAUCUUUACAGAGGAAAUUGCCAACAAUGUUGCCAAAGCAUAUGGUGCUACAGGGAACGGAGAUGGUACCUUUAGAAUUGCUUGUGAUACCUCUAAAUUCAAACCUUUGGUCUUUACCAUGAACGGUAAUGAUUUCUAUGUCCCCCGUGAUUCACUCAUCUUCCAAAAAGAUGGCGAUUAUUGCUUUGCCGCUUUUGCUUACAGCUCGGGCUUGAAUCUCUCCAUUUUGGGUGACGUUUUCCUCAAGAAUAACUAUGUUAUCUUUAAUCAAGAAGUUCCCAGUGUUCAAAUUGCUCCCUCCAUCGACCAAUUUUAA